GCUUCGACCAAGGCCUCGGCUACGGAUGGCAGGGCGAGGGCUGAGCCCGCUGCCGCAGGCACCGCCGCAGGCGCCGCCGCAGGCUCGUCGCAUCCAAGGCCCAGCGAGCCCCAAGAGCCUCAGAGGAGUGAUGCUCGAAGUGAAAAGAAGGGCAGUACUCCUGCUCAGGGUCAGGGUCAGCGCAAGGGCACGAAGGUGGACCUACAAAAGGCAGCCCCUGACGCUGCUGCUGCCCAAGGCCGGCACGAGAAGCUCGUGCUGACGCCUCGCCACGUCGCAGGCCCUGGCCCUGGCCAUGGCGAAGCUCGGACGACGUUUUCCGCGGGCGCUGCUUCCCUCACGCAAGCCACACGUGGCUCCGGCUCGGGACAUGACGAGUCAGACCGCAGCUGGCGGCACGUUUCAGAGGCAGAUCGCAGCAGAGGCCACAGAGGCGAGCGAUCCACUGCGGCUGAGCCGGAUGAGCAGAUGCACGGGAAGGCCGUGAAGCUGACGGGCUCAAAUACCGUCCAGAGAGGGGAAGGUGCCUCGAGAGCAGAGUUCUCUCAGGGAAGCCCCGCCGCAAGCGACAAGGGGCGUGUCUGGAGAGGCAAAGAUCGCGGGGAGGCAUCCUCGCGAGGCUCUGGGCAGCUGCGUGCAGAGGACGGGUGGGACGAGGAAGUGUACGACUACACUGACCAAUACAGGGAGCCUGUCACACGUCGCGAUGAAGGCAGGCCACUGCCCCCCCGACCUCCGCUGGCUCGACCCCGCCAAGUGGUGCUGAAGUCUCGAAGCAGGAGUCCCAAAAGCCUCGCGGCUCGGGACACUGACAGGCAUGGUACCCAUGGACACAGUGGGCACAAGGAGCAGGCCGAUCGCUCUUACCGCGAGUGGCCGAGGGCUGUCCAGGCCAAUGGCGAGCACUACGAGGCCCCGAGGAUACGCCCUCUUCCCGAGGUGACGCGUGGGGCAGUGGCCAGAUUCGACAUACACCUUCGACCGGUGAUCGAAGUAAUGCUGCCCCCUCGAUCGCCGAUCGCUUGGCCGAGUGUGACUCGAGGUCACGCGAGGCGGACAAACAAAGCGGUGAAAGGUCACGCCAGUUAA
Messenger RNA from Symbiodinium necroappetens, 1089 nucleotides. The record is from the annotation of a GenBank genome assembly. NCBI's taxonomy places the organism in Eukaryota, Dinophyceae, Suessiales, Symbiodiniaceae.